Messenger RNA from Elaeis guineensis (African oil palm), 2134 nucleotides. RefSeq names its product CBL-interacting serine/threonine-protein kinase 12. Gene Ontology annotation, biological process: protein phosphorylation; signal transduction. Gene Ontology annotation, molecular function: ATP binding; protein serine/threonine kinase activity. The record is from RefSeq and is a predicted model, not a curated record. NCBI's taxonomy places the organism in Eukaryota, Viridiplantae, Streptophyta, Magnoliopsida, Arecales, Arecaceae.
UCUUUCCCCAGCUUUAUUCAGAAAUAAGAGACGGGUCACAAUCACGAACGAUAUAUAAGAAUCCCUGGAGCCCUAGAACAGGUCCCAUCGGGGAACAGGGAGAGCGAGAGCGAGAAGGGUGGAAGGCUUGGAGCUCGCGAGCUCCUCCAUCCAUGGCGGACACGGAGGCACCAAGGAACGGCAAGAAGGAGAUCGCCCCGGGGGCCAUCCUCCUCGGCCGGUACGAGGUGGGUAAGCGCCUUGGCCAUGGCACGUUCGCCAAGGUGUACUACGCCCGCAACGUCAAAACCGGCGAUUGCGUGGCCAUCAAGGCCAUCGACAAGGAAAAGAUUCUCAAGGGCGGCCUCGUCGCCCACAUCAAGCGCGAGAUCGCCAGCCUCCGCCGCGUCCGCCAUCCAUACAUCGUCCAGCUCUUCGAGGUCAUGGCCACGAAGACCAAGAUCUACCUCGUGAUGGAGUACGUUAGCGGCGGCGAGCUUUUCUCCAAGGUCGGCAAGGGCCGCCUCAAGGAGGACAUCGGCCGCCGCUACUUCCAGCAGCUCAUAUCCGCCGUCAGCUUCUGCCACGCCCGCGGCGUCUUCCACCGCGAUCUCAAGCCCGAGAACCUCCUCGUCGACGAAAACGGCGACCUCAAGGUCUCCGACUUCGGCCUCUCCGCCCUCUCCAACCAGAUCCACCAAGACGGCCUCUUCCACACCUUCUGCGGCACCCCGGCCUACGUCGCUCCCGAGAUCCUCGUCCGCAAGGGCUACGACGGUGCCAAGGCCGACAUCUGGUCGUGCGGCGUCAUCCUCUUCCUCCUCAUGGCCGGAUAUCUCCCCUUCCAUGACCAGAACAUCAUGGCCAUGUACAGGAAAAUCUACAAAGGAGAGUUUCGGUGCCCGCGGUGGUUCUCGCUAGAACUCACCCGCCUCCUCACUCACCUGCUCGACACAAAUCCCCAGACGAGAUUCACCAUCCCCCAGAUCAUGGAGAACCGGUGGUUCAAGAAGGGUUUCCGCCGCGUCCGAUUCUAUAUCGAGGAUGACCAAUUGCAUAGCCUGGAAGAUUGGGAUGGCGGCGAUGGCAGCGCCCCGCUGCAGGACCAGCAGGAGAAUCUGGAGGAAGCCGAGGCCUCCGAGUCCGGGUCGGAGUCCGACUCCUCCGUUGCAUCCUGCCCUGCGACCCUUUCUGAAGAGCGCCAGAAGGCAGGGCUCCCGCGGCCGGCCAGCUUGAAUGCGUUCGAUAUAAUUUCGUUCUCGAGGGUUUUCAAUCUAUCCGGGCUGUUUGAGGACAGAUGGGAGGAGGCCAGGUUUAUCUCGGGGGAGCCCGUGUCGAAGAUUAUAUCUAAAUUGGAGGAGAUUGCGAACGUGGUGAGCUUCACGGUGAGGAAGAAGGAUUACCGGGUCAGCUUGGAAGGGACGAGGGAGGGAGAGAAGGGGCCGUUGACGAUAGCUGCAGAGAUUUUUGAACUCACCCCGUCGCUUGUGAUGGUCGAGGUGAAGAAAAAGGCAGGGGAUAGAGAUGAGUACGAGGAGUUUUGUAACAAGGAGCUGAAGCCAGGGUUGCAGAAUCUCAUGUACAGAGCACAAGUUGAUGCACAUUGAGCCUUCUCAUUAUGUGACGAGUUUCUUAUUUUACAAAGUUUCCGUAUGCUUGGGUUCUUCCACACAAGGUUAAGUGGAUCUGUGGAUAAAUAGUUCGUUUCAUAUCAGGCAUGGAUACACUUUGGUGUAUGGGAAAGAUGGUGAUGAUUAAUAUAUUAAGUACUGCCACAGAAGUGACCGCUGGAGGCGGCUUCUUAUGAGUUGGAGCUAUAUAUAUGCAGCUUGCUUUUUCUGAAAAUUAUUUGAAGCUGUGAGAACACAUCUAUCAAAUAGGAUUUGGUUCCUUAAGGUGCUUCUAUCCUGGAUUAAUUGAUAUCAGUGGACCCUACAAUAUUUGUUUCUUGUGCAUUUUCUACUGCUAUGUGAAAUCUCUUCUGAUGUUUCUGCCCGGCUGCAUCUCUAUAGUUACACAUGGAAUUUUUCCUUAUUUAAUUUUAGGAUCUGUAAUUGUAAUUCCUCUUCUGCCAUCAUUUAUCUGAUAAACAAGAAGGCAGAGUAUUUCUUCAGAGUAUUCCCUUUAUAUAAUUUUAUAGACGAACCAAAUUCAA